AUGGUUGCUUCUGCUUAUGCAAUUGAGUUUGUGAACGGCUUCCAAGGUGGGAAUUGGGGAAUUAGACAUGAUGGGUUUGGAGAGAGGAGAGUUUUGGAAGGUCAUGAUGGUGGGAGUGAUGAUGGUCUAAUGCUCUCUGCUUGUUGCAAGCAUUUCACUGCUUAUGAUUUGGAGUUGUGGGGGAAUUUCAGUAGAUAUAGCUUCAAUGCUGUGGUUUCAGAACAAGAUUUGGAGGAUACGUAUCAGCCACCUUUUCGUAGUUGUAUACAACAAGGUAAAGCUAGCUGCUUAAUGUGUUCUUACAAUGCAGUAAAUGGGGUUCCUGCUUGUGCACAGAAGGAUCUCUUGGACAAAGCUCGGAAUGAGUGGGGCUUCAAAGGAUAUAUCACCUCAGACUGCGAUGCUGUGGCCACAGUCUAUGAGUAUCAGCAUUACACAAAAAGUUCUGAAGAUGCAGUUGCUGAUGUUCUUAAAGCAGGGAAGGUGCAAGAGGAAGACAUAGACAAGGCUCUUCUCAAUCUUUUCUCAGUUCAACUCCGCCUUGGGCUGUUUGAUGGAGAUCCCAGAAAUGGGCAAUUUGGUAGUUUGGGACCUAAGGACGUCUGUACAUCAGAGCACAAGACUUUGGCACUUGAGGCGACAAGGCAGGGAAUUGUGCUUCUUAAAAAUGAUAAGAAGUUUUUGCCUUUAGAAAAAGGUGUUGAUUUCUCCUUGGCUGUUAUUGGUCCAUUGGCAAACAAUGCAAGUUUGAUGGGUGGGGGUUACACAGAUCUUCAGUUAUUGAAGAUUCCUCAGGCUUUGAUACCUGGUAGAGUCAUCAUAGGGAUUCCCUGCAGCUCAAAGGGUCUCUUUGAGGGUCUUCAAGAGUACACCAAAAGAGCAUCGUAUGCAGCUGGUUGCCUUGAUGUACCAUGUAAGUCUCGUGCUGGGUUCCGAGAAGCAAUUCAUACUGUCAAGAUGGCUGAUUUUGUUGUUAUAGUUGUUGGUCUUGAUUUGACGCAAGAAAGAGAAGAUCAUGACCGAGUUAGUCUUCUCUUACCCGGGAAACAAAUGGCCCUUGUAUCUUCUGUGGCAGCUGCAAGUAAAGAACCAGUGAUUCUAGUUCUUACUGGUUGUGGACCACUUGAUGUAACAUUUGCCAAAGAAGACCCGCGAAUCGCAAGUAUUCUUUGGAUUGGGUACCCUGGGGAAUCUGGCGGGAGAGCACUAGCAGAAGUCCUCUUUGGAGAUUUCAAUCCGGGUGGAAGGCUACCUAUGACUUGGUAUCCUGAGUCAUUCACCAAUAUACCGAUGAAUGAUAUGAACAUGAGGGCCGAUCCUUCUCAAGGUUAUCCGGGAAGAACCUACCGAUUUUACACAGGGAGCAGGCUGUAUGGAUUUGGAGAUGGCUUAAGCUACAGUAAGUUCACUUACAACAUCGUAUCAGCGCCAAAAAAGUUAAGGUUAUCAAGACCUCUCAAGGUUGAUUCCAGCAGAAACAUACUACACCAAGCAGGAGAUACACUUGAUUAUUUACACAUUGAUGAGGUGACAUCUUGUGAUUCCUUGAGAUUUUUUGUUGAAAUCACUGUGACGAAUAUAGGAGACAUGGAUGGAGGCCAUACUGUGAUGUUGUUCUCCAGAAUGACAAAAGUUGUCAAGGGUGCUCCAAAACAACAGCUGAUUGGAUUUAACCGUGUGCAUACUGGUUCGUACAAAUCUACUGCAACAAGCAUUCUAGUUGAUCCUUGCACACAUUUUAGCUUUGCAAAUGAUUAUGGGGAAUGGAUAUUGCCACUGGGUGAUCAUAAGUUAAUGGUAGGAGAUAUAGAACACAUUGUCUCAAUUGAAAUCAAUUGA
This is a messenger RNA of Prunus armeniaca (apricot), 1839 nucleotides long. The record is from the annotation of a GenBank genome assembly. NCBI's taxonomy places the organism in Eukaryota, Viridiplantae, Streptophyta, Magnoliopsida, Rosales, Rosaceae.